GACGAGGAUGCUUCGCAACAUCAGCCGAUCUUACGUCCCGCGCGUUUCGACACGAGGUUUCGCAAGCGUUUCAGCCGUCCCUCACUCGUUUUCGACAUCGCCUCUGGAACCAAACACUCGAUCGUCUUACCAUGACCUACAAGAGAGACUAGCAAGAGUGCAGUCGAGAUUGGGCGGCAAGCCGUUGACGUUGACGGAAAAGAUCUUGUAUGCACACUUGGCGAACCCAGAACAGGAUCUCGUAAGGGGUAGUUCUCAACUGGAACUCAAGCCUCAGCGAGUCGCCUUGCACGAUGCAAACGCCCAAAUGGCUCUUCUCCAAUUCAUAUCAGCCGGGCUUUCCACCGUCCGAGUUCCAACAUCUGUCCAUGCCGAUCAUCUGAUCACGGCCAAACAUGGCGAUCGAGUGGAUAUGGUCGAGGCUGAGAGGGUGAACAAGGAGGUUUACAAGUUCUUGGAGAGCGCUUGUGCCAAGUAUGGCAUCGCCUUUUGGAGACCUGGGUCAGGGAUCUUGCAUCAGAUCAUCUUCGAGCAAUACGCAUACCCGGGAGGGUUCAUGAUCGGUACAGACUCUCACACGCCCAAUGCUGCUGGAUUAGGGAUGUUGGCAAUCGGUGUAGGUGGAAUGGAAGGGGUGGAUGUAAUGGCAGGAUCGACGUAUGAGGUCAAACAUCCCAAAGUUAUCGGGGUCGAGUUGAAGGGAAAGUUGGGAGGGUGGUCUACACCGAAAGAUAUCAUCCUCAAGGUAGCUUCCAUCCUCAGCGUCAAAGGCGGCACAGGGAGCGUGGUGGAAUACUGCGGGCCCGGGACGGAGACGAUCAGUUGUACAGGGAUGGCGACAAUUGGGAACAUGGGAGCCGAAGUUGGGGCGACGAGCAGCAUUUUUCCUUAUACGAAGAGUAUGGGGGAUUAUUUGAGGUGUACGGAGCGAGGAGGGAUCGCGCAGGCUGCGGAAGGGGCUUUGGGGUAUUUGAGGAAGGAUGAAGGGGCCGAGUAUGAUCGCCAUAUCGAGAUCAACUUGUCGGACUUGGAACCGCACAUCAACGGCCCAUUCACACCGGACCUAUCUUCCCCAAUCCGCACUUUCGGAAAAGAGGUCGACACCAACCCGACCUGGCCUCGAGAGAUCUCCGCAGCGCUCAUCGGCUCGUGUACGAAUUCGUCUUACGAAGACUUCUCCCGAGCCGCGUCCCUGUUAGACCAAGCUCGCGAUGCUUCCCUACCGUUGCAGACGAAGUUGUUGGUAGCACCGGGAUCGGAGGAGAUAAGAGCUACUUUGGAAAGAGAUGGGAUCCUCGCCAAGUUCAGGGAGGCUGGGGGGACGAUCUUAGCAAACGCUUGUGGCGCUUGUGUAGGCCAGUGGGAGAGGGAGGACGUCAAGAAGGGCACACCGAACUCGAUUGUGUCGUCCUUUAAUAGGAACUUUGUAGGGAGGCAGGAUGGGAAUCCGAAGACGCAUUCGUUCGUGGCGAGUCCGGAGUUGGUCACAGCGAUGGCCUUUUCUGGCAACCUCGCCUUCGACCCAACCUCGGACCCUAUCUCCACCCCCUCAGGCUCAUCCUUCCGGUUCUCCGCUCCCAUCGGCUCCGUCCUCCCUCCCAACGAAUACGUCAGGGAUUUAGAGCUUUACUGCCCGCCUCUCAGACCUGAGGAGAGGGAGCACCUGGUCGUAGAUGUUGAUCCUGCGUCGGACAGAAUCCAGUUGGUACAGCCUUUCAAGGCUUGGGAAGGGGGAGAUGAGAAGAAUUUGGAGUUGUUGAUCAAGGUCAAGGGCAAGUGCACGACGGAUCAUAUCUCAGCAGCAGGACCAUGGUACAAAUACAGGGGACACCUGGAGAACAUCUCUGAAAACCUGCUCAUCGGUGCGGUCAACGCCGAGAACGACAAGACGAACUGGGUAAAGAAUACCAUGACGGGAGAAUGGGAUACCGUACCAAAUGUGGCCAAGUCUUAUCGAGGCCAGAACAAGAGCUGGAUCAUCCUAGCUGGAGAGAAUUACGGGGAAGGGAGUUCGAGAGAGGUCGCUGCGAUGUCUCCGAGAUAUAUGGGCGGGUUCGGCGUGAUCGCCAAGAGUAUGGCUAGGAUCCACGAGACCAACCUGAAGAAACAGGGCGUCUUGCCGUUAUUCUUCGUCGAUAAAGGGGAUUACGACCGGAUCGAUGCGGAUCCUACGAGCUCGAAAUUGAAGCUGAUGGGACUGAACGGCCUGGCACCCGGAUCUAAGCAUACGUUGAGGGUGGAGAAGCGAGGAGGAGAGGUAUUGGACGUUCAGCUUGAACACUCGUUGACAGCGCGCGAGGUCGAAUGGUUCAAGAAAGGGAGCGCACUGAAUAGCCUUCGGGAGAGGGUAUAGAGGAAGAAGCCGAGGAGUGUUUCACCAGGUUGUACAAUAGAAGCGCGCGCCUGAUCCCAUGUAUACCCGGACCGCAGUGAUGAC
Messenger RNA from Filobasidium floriforme, 2437 nucleotides. RefSeq names its product putative aconitate hydratase. The transcript is spliced from 15 exons. The record is from RefSeq and is a predicted model, not a curated record. Gene Ontology annotation, biological process: tricarboxylic acid cycle. Lineage: Eukaryota; Fungi; Basidiomycota; Tremellomycetes; Filobasidiales; Filobasidiaceae. Gene Ontology annotation, molecular function: 4 iron, 4 sulfur cluster binding; aconitate hydratase activity. The coding region runs from base 8 to 2353 and encodes 781 amino acids. Gene Ontology annotation, cellular component: mitochondrion; cytosol.